Messenger RNA from Juglans microcarpa x Juglans regia, 1398 nucleotides. RefSeq lists its product as uncharacterized. NCBI's taxonomy places the organism in Eukaryota, Viridiplantae, Streptophyta, Magnoliopsida, Fagales, Juglandaceae. The record is from RefSeq and is a predicted model, not a curated record. Gene Ontology annotation, molecular function: acetylglucosaminyltransferase activity. Bases 1 to 1398 code for a protein of 465 amino acids. The transcript is spliced from 3 exons.
AUGGAUCUUUCCUGUUUUUGUACCAAACAAGAUCUCACCACUCAUCACAGAUCCGACAUAAUCUUAUCGCCAUCCGGACUGCCAAGAACUGAUCAGGGUCAUGAUCCUGAACCCCCAAAGAUCAAAACGAACCUCUCCCACGUAGUUUUCGGCAUUGGAGCCUCAGCCAAGCUCUGGGAUCAUAGGAAAAACUAUGUCAAGAUAUGGUGGAGACCAAACGAAACGCGUGGAUUUGUUUGGUUGGACAAGCGUGUCAAAACAGAAGCUGAUGAAAAAAAACUUCUACCGCCAUUGAAGUUCUCCAAUGACACCUCGAAGUUCACGUACAAAAACCCAGCAGGCCACAGAUCGGCGAUACGCAUAUCGCGCAUAGUUUCGGAGACUUUGAGGCUGGGUUUGGAGGAUGUGAGGUGGUUUGUGAUGGGGGAUGAUGACACUGUUUUUGUUCCUGACAAUUUGGUCAGAGUUCUACAGAAAUACGAUCAUAAUCACUACUAUUAUAUUGGUAGCACGUCCGAGAGUCAUCUGCAGAACAUACAUUUUUCGUACAAUAUGGCGUAUGGCGGUGGAGGGUUUGCUAUUAGUUAUGGGUUAGCAAAGGCGCUUGAAAAAAUGCAGGAUAGGUGUAUACAAAGAUACCCGGGUUUGUACGGAUCGGAUGAUCGGAUUCAGGCUUGCAUAGCGGAGCUUGGUGUUCCUCUCACCAAGGAACAAGGAUUUCACCAGUUUGAUGUAUACGGCAACAUAUUCGGACUCCUUGCGGCGCACCCAAUUGCCCCAUUGGUGUCACUCCACCACCUAGACGUGAUUGAGCCGAUAUUCCCUCAUAUGGACCGAUUCCGAGCCCUCCAACGCCUGACGCUCCCCAUGAAGCUAGACUCAGCGGGGCUCAUGCAACAAUCCAUUUGCUACGACAAGACUCGGAGAUGGACAGUAUCUGUGUCAUGGGGCUACGCAAUUCAGAUAUUUCGGGGCAUUUUGACAGCUCGAGAGCUAGAGAUUCCAGCCAGAACCUUUUACAAUUGGUACCCCAAAGCUGACUACAAAGGCUUUGCCUUUAACACUCGUCCCCUAGGCAAGAGCCCCUGUCAAUACCCCUUUGUGUAUUACAUUUCCAACGCUGCCACUACUACCACAUCAUGUGAUGAUGAUGCACAAAAUAAUCAAACAAUAUUUAGCGUCUAUUCCCUUCAUCAAAGUCCACAUCCACACUGUAAUUGGAAAAUGGAGGACCCUUCUCGGAUUGAUAAAGUGGAGGUCUACAAGAAGCCCAACCCAUAUAUAUGGGAGAAGUCUCCAAGAAGAAACUGCUGCAGGAUCUUGCCGACUCAGGACAAUGGCACAAUGGUUAUUGACGUGGGAGAAUGCAGUGAGGAUGAAAUUAUUGAAUUUCGCUGA